This is a messenger RNA of Nilaparvata lugens (brown planthopper), 947 nucleotides long. RefSeq lists its product as uncharacterized. The coding region runs from base 42 to 947 and encodes 301 amino acids. Lineage: Eukaryota; Metazoa; Arthropoda; Insecta; Hemiptera; Delphacidae. The transcript is spliced from 3 exons. The record is from RefSeq and is a predicted model, not a curated record.
CUGACUGCCUCACCAAUCUUUCGAUAUUUUCUGGAGUUCUGAUGGUGCACCUAAUGGAGAGUACUCAAGUUCUGAGAAAGUACAUAGAUUUUGUACGUUAUGAUAAACCAUACAUAUCACUGUCAUUUAUGGUAACAAUAACCAUUGGCACAGUAGCCAUAUUAAGUAACUGUAUGGUCAUCAUAACAGAACAAAACAACAAGGAAAAAUGUCUGAUGGGAAUAAAAGAUCUUAUCAUGGUGACAGCUGCAUUCUCCAGUGUAGCUAACAUCAGUAUGAAUCCUCAAAGGAUGCUGCACAUGGUGAAUUUGAUAGAAAAGGAAUGUCUUAUCAGUAACAGGAAGCUAGCUGGUAGAGAAAGAAAUUGGAAAACGGUGGAAAAGUGCUACUCAAAAAAGAAAAUCGAAAUGGAAACAAUGUACAAGAAUAUUUCCUACGUUCUUAUCGUGGUUUACAUUGGUGCAGUUAAUAGAAACUUGGUGAGUUCAUUAAUGACAAAAACAUCAGAUAACAAGGAAUCUAAAGACUGGCCUACACCAUUCGUCUACUGGUGUCCCUCUGGGUAUGACUCUCUCCUAUUCUUCAUUCUAGUUUAUAUCUUUCAAGGUGUGCAGCUAUCAAUAAUGUGCUUUCAAGGCUAUUUCACCGAAGUUCUAGUAUGUCUGGCUACGGAGAAAGUGUUGGCGGAUUUUGAAACUAUCAUCUUGCUGUUGGAAGGCAUAGCGAACGACUACCCACAUCUCGACUACUUGCAACCUCAAUUUCAAAAUGGAGCACUAGAUGAUGAUCUCAAAAAAUACAUGAAAUUGAUAGUGCAGUGCCAUCAAACACUUAACAGAAAAUUCAAAGAUUGCACAGAAAUUUCUGCUUACGGCACCCUAGUGAAUACAUUCAUCAUAAGCUUUGACACUGUUUUCAAUAUUUAUCUUAUGCUCAAGGUACAGUAA